CCCAACAGCAAACAUCGUCUUUCGUGAAUUCAGUUCAGUAUCUCUCAAGGAGUCGUGUCAGUAGAACGUAAAUGUUGCUAUUAUAGUAGAUAUUUUUGUUAUUUUAUUUUGUGUUAAUUUGAUCUCAAAAUGCUAGGCGUUAAGAGUGAUAUUAGCACAAUGUUUGUAUUCUGCGUUUUAGCAGUAUCGGUAACGAAGUUUGACUUCGCGGCGGGCGCGGCGGUGGACCGACCAGACACUAACAAGGAUCUGGUGCUCGCAUUUGUUGUGCACAGACACGGCGAGCGGACCCCGGCGGAGGAGGAGGCGGCCUUAUCGCCAGAUCUGGAGGUCAUUAAGGAAAUCAUCGAACUAGACGGUUACGAGGCGCUUACUAAUGAAGGCAAACGCCGAGCAUACCAGAUCGGCAAGUUCCUCCGCCAGCGAUACGGCUCCAGCCAGGGUUACCACCUCAUCUCCAAGGAAUACCGUUACGAGGAGCUGUCCCUUCGCACCACGGCCAAGGACCGUACGCAGAUGACGGCCCAGAUCGCGAUGGCAGCCCUGUACUCUCCGGAGCCAGUGCAGCAGUGGGACGGCGGGCUCGGCCGCAUCUGGCAACCCAUUCCGUACACCACUGUGCCGCUUUCUGAGGAUUAUCUCCGCUAUUACUCCAACUGCGCCUGGUUCAAGUCCCUCAUGAAGGAAGCCAAGGAGAGGUCCUUGCAAGAAGAACUGGCUCCGUACACUGAUCUCAUUCCACUACUGAAAGAAAAAACUGGAGCUAACUUCACUGAAGACCCUCUCCUCUUCGAAACGCUGUUCGACCUUUUCAGAGCUCAGAUUGGCCUUGGCUUGGAUCUGCCUGAAUGGGCGAAGCCACUGCUGCCUCGCUUGACUGAAGCGGCUCGGCUCGCCUACAAACUGUACUUCAGAAAUGAUGACAUGAAAAAAAUUGGAGGAGGCGUGAUGCUAAACCACUUCAUGCAAGCGGCCGACUCCAUCGCUUCUGGCGAGAAGGUCAACAAGCGGCUGAGAAUAUUCUCGUCCCAUGACUUCAACAUCGGCUCUCUGAUGGAGGUCACCAGGGUCGAAGGCAGUAAUCGGAGUAUCCCAGAAUAUGGGGCGCUGUUUGCACUUGAAUUGUACAGGUGUAAGGUUACUGGACAGUAUUAUGUUUUGCCGGUCUACCUCCCCUCGGCGGGCUCGUCGUCGGCUGAAUUCAUGAAAUUUUCAGGCUGUGAGAGCAGCUACUGUGAUUUAGAAACGUUCAGGAAUCAAACUUCACGUUUUCUGUUGCCCGAGAAUGAGUUCUACCAGAAAUGUAGUAUAAGGACCGAAUUGUAGUGCCGUAAGAAUCAUAUUUAUUGACUAAGAUUUACCUAAAGGUUGUGAUAUACUGUGAGAGAGCGUUUUAGGUUUAAGUGUGUGAAAUGUGUGUUAAAACGAGUAGACCUCUAAAUAAAAUGUAUUAUUAAAUA
Messenger RNA from Plutella xylostella (diamondback moth), 1460 nucleotides. RefSeq names its product venom acid phosphatase Acph-1. Gene Ontology annotation, biological process: dephosphorylation. The record is from RefSeq and is a predicted model, not a curated record. Lineage: Eukaryota; Metazoa; Arthropoda; Insecta; Lepidoptera; Plutellidae. Gene Ontology annotation, molecular function: phosphatase activity.